AUGUUAGAAUCCAGCCAGAAAAUCAGCAUCUCAAACUCCUGGGGCAAGCUGCAGUCACUCCUCAUAACUCGUCCUGACGAAAAUAACGACGAGAACAAGCCAACUAAGUUUUCCAAAACUUCCCGUCCGCCCAACCCUCGGAUGAGAUUACUAACUCCAAAUCGCAUAGUCCUCAAAGAUUCUAAAGACGGUACAAACCAAAUCGUCAAAAGUUCAAGACCCACCACAGCUCCUACCAGAUCUCUUUCAAUAGGCACUAUCCCAAAAGCAGCCAUUGAAGGCCUUACUGUCAUUCAACUGCAAAAAAUUUACAAAGCCAAAUGUGCAGACCUGGGAAUCACAGUAAUUCCUGACCAAGAGUCAAGGUUCUUCAAUUCUUGUCUGACUCACUUCAAAGAUAGGAAAUUCGAUAUGAUUGAAUCUGGACUAGGACAAGAAUCAGCUAAAGUCAUUGGGGAAAUUUUAAGGAAUAAUAUGAAUUUCUCAUGUAUACAGCUUGGGAAAAACACUAUUGGAGAUGAAGGCGUUAUACAGUUAAUCAAGCUUUUGAGGAAAAAUUUUUCACUUGUGCACCUUGAUAUCAGCAGUAAUGAUAUCACUCCAAGUGGGGCUGCAGAAAUUUUUAAAAUUAUUAAGACACAUCCAAGCUUAGCGAGCAUUGAUGUGUCAUCUCAUGAAGGACUGCAUAGAAAUAGGCUGGGGAUUGAAGGAGCCCAAGCUUUGGGGAUAGUGCUAAAAUCAAACAGAAUAUUGGAAUUUUUAAAUUUGUCAGGAAUUUCAAUCGGACUAGAAGGAGUUCAAUAUAUUGCUGAAGGACUAAAUGAAAAUAAGUCUCUGGUAUCUUUGAACCUUGCAAAUAAUAUUCUUCACAAGAGGCUUUAAAAGCUGAAUUUGGUUAGACUGAUCUUUUAUUUUAUCUGAGUUAGAAUUAACUUGGUAGCUAGAAUGCAUAUAAACUUCAAAAAAGUAUAACUUGGAUUGGCAAUGUAUGGAAUUGCUUACGAAAACGCUGGUGACUACCAACGUUAGGGAGCUCAAUGUGUCUUCAAAUCGUAUUGGAAGUGACGGAGCUGAAUAUCUAUCGCUAAUGAUAAUAGGAGCUUAUGAAGGCUCAUGUCCACUUAUCAAGCUUGAUGCUUCUAGUUGUGAAAUAGGAACAAAAGGUGCUGCAAAAAUUUUUGAAUCGCUGCGUAUGAAUAUCCAAAUGCGAUACCUGAUCUUAAAUGAUAACCCUUUAACCCAAGGACUUUCUUCUGCGUUUUUGGCUUUGCUUAUUGAUAAUGUAGUACUUAAAGAACUGCAUAUAGGGAAAUGUGGGAUAAAGCCAGAACAGAUUAGUGACAUUACUGAAGGAUUGACUAAAAACAAGACUUUAGAAACUCUAGAUCUCAGCAAUAACUUAAUCAGAGAUGAAGGAGCUGAACUUAUAGCUCUUGGGCUCGCCAAAAACACAAAACUCACAACUCUAGACUUAUCUGGGAAUAAAAUCAAGAAUGCUGGAGGAAUUUCAUUAGGCCAAGCCUUAAAAGAAAACACCACACUUGAAAGCCUAGUCUUAAAAGAUAACUCUAUAAAAGAUGAAGCUGGACAAAUCCUAUACGAAGUUUCUAGGCUAAACCAAAAUAUUUUAAGGCUCGUUUUAGACUUGAACCCAGUAAACCUAAAAUACAUCAACGACAUCAGGCAGAACAUGAAGAGGAACAAAGAAAACCACAGCAAAAAAAUAAUCCCAAAGCUCAGAGAAAAAAUCGAAAAACUCACAAUUGAUCACCAAGAAGUCGAAGAAAUCCAAUGGAAGCUCCAUCUUAUGAGAAGGGAGCACGAAGAAGCAGAAAUGAAAUUGGAUAGCGACAAUGACAAGCUUGAUAUCAUGAAAGAGAAUGAAGAAGUCAAAGUAGAAGUCCUGCAUAGCGAGUAUUUAUCAUUGAAGCGCCUAAAUGAAGAAUUAAGCGAAAAUUUGAAUAAUAUAAACCAAGAGUGCCAACUGUUGAAAUCACAAAGUGAAUGAACCAUGAACGAUUUAGCUGACAAAAUAGCUCAUGCGGUAGCUGAAACCAAAAGAGCAGAAAAAAAGAGAAGUUCUGUAAGAGAAGAGACAGCACUGAAGAGGGGGCAGUCUAAUGAAGUCGUUUCUCAGCUUAAUGAUAAACUUUUCUUAGAAGAGGCUGGGAAAAGAAACGCUGGGAACACAUUGAAAAUUUUAAAGGAAAGACUGGAUGCCAAAAAGGAAGAAAUCGCUUCACUUAGAAGUCCUAAAGAAAGCAAAAGAAAAGAAUCAAAGCGGGACUUGAAGCAUAGUCCUUCUCCGAAAAGAAAAAAAGGAGUCAUCAUGAAUAAGCUUGAAGAAACCAAGACAUUUUUGGCAAGUGAGAAGCUAGCGAGCAGAAUGAAAGAAGAAAGAAAAAAAAGGUCACGGUCAAACAAUACGUCACAGAGAAUCACUAGGAAUGUCUCACCGAUCAAAGAAGUUUAA
This is a messenger RNA of Blepharisma stoltei, 2473 nucleotides long. The record is from the annotation of a GenBank genome assembly. NCBI's taxonomy places the organism in Eukaryota, Ciliophora, Heterotrichea, Heterotrichida, Blepharismidae.